AUGGCUCACUUGCCGACUUCGACUCCCCAACUGGCUGGCGGUGGCGGUCCCAUGCUCGUGGACAACACUCCCCAACUUGAACAUCGCAUCCUCUGGAAGUCGAUCGUGCCUCGGUCGGCCAUCGAACGGCUCGAGAAGAGGGUUGGUCCUGACAGAGACAUUUGUAUCAUAACGGGGGAGACCACUAAAUAUGUUAUCACAGUCGCUCACAUUAUUGAGAGAGAGAGGAAUGCGCGCAGUCGGAACGCAUUGAUCGAAUUCAUCCUCGGCAUGAAACCUCACACUUUCAACGCCGACUCUUCGCGCAAUAUCUUGUAUCUGCGUAUUGAUCUCCAUCAAUCUUUCGACAACUACGGAUGGGCGUUGGUACCCCCGCAACAUAUUUUGGAUGCUGUCCACGAAUACUUCUCGAGUGUCCACGACGACUGCCUUAAUGGUACCCUGAAUGCCAGAGAUAUCAGUAUCACUAAUUGGCUGGAGCAUGAUUGGCACGCAGAAAGGCAGCUCUUCCACGUCGUCCCACUGAAGUCGUGGCCCCUGAAGACCGCUGUGUGUCAAAAUACUUCUGAUAAUCCCAACUGGGGUUUAGGUAACGCGGGCGUGACUGUGGAGUCUUGGAUUCAUCCUCUAGCUGCAAUCUGGAACGCGGGACAAAAGGUACUGGCCUUGGCGACACGAGACUUUACCAUCUAUAACGUUCCUCAACAUUUCCGAUCCCUCCUUCUCACCUGCCGUGGUAUUAUGGAGAUAUGGACUCAGCUCAAUAAAUACAUCCCCAAGGCUUAUCUCGAGAGGCCGGUCAAGGCAAACGAGACGAACAAUAGCGCGAAAGAUAAGGCCAGAUUGACGAGGACGUCAAAGCGGGCUGCUGGUUCUCCGACUCCGAAUUCUACUUUUGACGAAUCGAAGAGCUUGAUGGACCCGCACUUAGAUCUCGCCCUAGAUGGUUCUCGCGCCUCAGGCCAAUCUCAAAAGAGGCGAAGGAUUGCGAAGGACGCCACUGAGGCCGACCAUGGAAAUGCGAGCGCAGGAGGUAGUAGGGCAGGUUCCAGCCGUGCUCGUUAA
This is a messenger RNA of Stereum hirsutum FP-91666 SS1, 1065 nucleotides long. RefSeq lists its product as uncharacterized. The coding region runs from base 1 to 1065 and encodes 354 amino acids. NCBI's taxonomy places the organism in Eukaryota, Fungi, Basidiomycota, Agaricomycetes, Russulales, Stereaceae. The transcript has 4 exons. The record is from RefSeq and is a predicted model, not a curated record.